UAUUUUCCAGAGAAACACAGUUCGUAUCGUAAUCCGCGACGCAGACGAAGGCGCGACUCAGCUUGAAACCGUUCCACACACUAAUUUAUACAUUUUGGAAAUUGUUUAUAUAAAAUCUGGCAGACGAAGACGAACCCAACCAAGUUUGCUUCUUCUUUGCUUUCUGUGGCUACUCUCCGAUGCUGAUAUUUCUGAAUACAAGUGUGGAAGAAGAAAGGUAGUAUUUUGUAAAGGGUAUCUAAUUGCUCAGAAAGCAAAAUGGUGCAAGGUCUGUUACUGAACGCUCUAACUACGUCCCGCAAUGGUGCCUUCUGUGGAUCAAUGCCUUCGUGGAGGAAGCAUUUCAAACUAAUGACGAAAACCCAGAUAAGCUCUGUUAUUGAAGGGCAUGGUAUCUGGCAUCUGUGUCAUCAAAGCUUAGUCUUAAGAGGUAACCCCAAUAUGUUAAAACAAAGGAACGUGAGGGUGGAAGCUGGGUGGCUGUUUAAAAGGGGUGAUCAGGGGUUGAAUGCACGCUCAGAGCAAAGCGAGGCUGCUAAUGAGGAUAUUUUGAUAUUCUUUUUCCAGCUGGACCUGGCAACUCGAGUUCAGUAUGCUUUGAACACGGAACAGUAUGAUAUUGCACAACAACUAAGAAACAAGCUGACUGAGGUUGAAGCUGAGGUUAUUAGGCAGCAAGAGGCAAAAAGGGGAUCGUCUCUCAAGAGUGAAGCUCAAGAUAAGGCUAUAAGUAUCAUUCGCUUACGUGCAGACUUGCAGAAGGCAAUUGAGAGUGAGAAUUAUGUGUUAGCAGCCAAGCUACGGGAUUCAAUAUCUGAACUGGAGGCAGAAUCACUGGCUGCAUCCGCAAAAGCUUUGGCACAUGAAAAUGCAAAUUAUUCGUUUCGUUUGGGACAGAGAGUGAGGCAUAAAAAAUUUGGCUAUCGAGCAGUGGUUUGUGGAAUGGAUCCCGUUUGUUGUGAAUCAAGUUCAUGGAUGGAAACUGCAGAGGUUGAAAAGUUGCAUCAGGGCUCUAAUCAGCCAUUUUAUCAGGUUUUGGUUGAUGUACAUGCGGACCCCAACCUUCUGGUGGCAUAUGUUUCUGAGGAGAAUCUUUUAGCCCCUGACGAACCAGAUGUGGGACCAAUUGAACCUCCCUUAAUUUCCCUUUUUUUUCAUGGGAUGGAUGCCGCUGGGGAUUUCAUCCCGAUCAAGCAAUUGCGAGAGAAGUACAAUAGACCCCGACAUGAAAUACCCUUUGAUCCACUAGAUGAGGGGCAUGGAAGUGAUGCUUAGAUGCUUAGACAAAUCCAAGCAAAAGACCUUGUAUAAGAUACUGACCAUCAAUAUAUUUUUUUCAUCUUUUUUCCCCAUACAUUGAGAAUAGCUUCCCUACUCAUUAGAAUGUGGAUAGAUCAUUAAACGUGCAGAAAUCAACAGUCUCUAUCUUUAUGUUUGUA
Messenger RNA from Prunus persica (peach), 1439 nucleotides. Its product is annotated as clp protease adapter protein ClpF, chloroplastic. Bases 259 to 1275 code for a protein of 338 amino acids. The record is from RefSeq and is a predicted model, not a curated record. Gene Ontology annotation, molecular function: DNA binding; protein binding. The transcript has 9 exons. Lineage: Eukaryota; Viridiplantae; Streptophyta; Magnoliopsida; Rosales; Rosaceae.